Molecule: messenger RNA, 1133 nt
Organism: Dioscorea cayenensis subsp. rotundata (Guinea yam)
Lineage: Eukaryota; Viridiplantae; Streptophyta; Magnoliopsida; Dioscoreales; Dioscoreaceae
Product: 3-hydroxyacyl-[acyl-carrier-protein] dehydratase FabZ-like
Exons: 4
Biological process (GO): fatty acid biosynthetic process
Molecular function (GO): hydro-lyase activity
Source: RefSeq, a predicted model, not a curated record
AAAGCAAAAGAAACCAAGAUCCAUUUGGCGGUGUUGUGCGCGCUCGGUGGAGAUCUCCGCCGAUGCGCAUCGAGCCCAUCGGCACCAGCGCACGCCCAAACAAACCCAAGCCCUGCCUCGUUCUCUCCGCCCUCUCCAACUUCCUCAAAACCCACUCGCCCUCUCGUUGGGACAUUUCGUCGAACACCUUGCGAUCAUGGACUUCGCCGCCAUGACGAGAUCCCUCUGCUCCCCUCCUCCUCUCCCCAACCCCUUCCUUCAUCUCUCGCCGCUCUCCCUCACUCUUCAUCCUCUCCGUCCCUUCACGGAUCUCUCCUUCCGCUCAGAUCUCGCUCUCAAACGCUAGUGUUCUCUCCCCUUCGCUUUCCCUCAAGAAGUCGAUCUGCUCCCUCACUCGCUGCUCCCUCUAAUGCCGAAGCCGAAACCGAAGCCGUUCCAAUCGAGAAGCAGUUCCCGCCGUUCCCGACGGUCAUGGACAUCAACCAGAUCCGUGAAAUCCUGCCUCAUCGGUUUCCGUUCCUUCUUGUGGAUAGAGUGAUUGAGUAUACUCCUGGAGUUACUGCUGUUGGGAUUAAGAAUGUUACCAUAAAUGAUAACUUUUUUCCGGGGCAUUUCCCGGAGAGGCCAAUAAUGCCUGGUGUUCUCAUGGUUGAGGCAAUGGCCCAGGUUGGUGGUCUAGUGAUGCUGCAGCCAGAAGUGGGUGGUUCUCGGGAAAACUUCUUCUUUGCCGGGAUCGACAAAGUCAGGUUCCGGAAACCCGUUAUUGCAGGGGACACUUUAGUUAUGCGAAUGACGUUGAUCAAAUUGCAGAAACGGUUUGGUAUAGCCAAAAUGGAAGGGAAGGCAUAUGUUGGAGGUGAGGUGGUAUGUGAGGGUGAGUUUCUCAUGGCUACUGGUACUGGUAGCGAGUGAGGAUGCACUUGAUUACCUCUUUGCCUUUCCCUUUUGUUUUUUGUUCUUUUAACUUUAUUUUCUGAUCUGAGGCUUCGCUUGUAUUAGGACCUAACGUUAAUGUAUUGGUGACAAUGGCAUCCGAAAGCCAUUCUUUUUUGUAAGAUCUUUCUUGCUAGAAUAAACUGACUGUUGUUGCAUGAAACAUCAUUAUAAAAAAAAAUCUCCAGAUUUUGGAAUUA